AUGGAUAUACGCCGGCUGCUUGCCUUUUUUUCACGCACGACAAGCAAGAAAGCUGUGAAGCAGAACUCUCUUUUUUUGGACCUGCCUCUCGCUCUCGUUUAUGACAUCUUUGACGAGCUCCACUUGCCGGAAAGAGUGUUGCUCUCUCAAACAUGCAGAGAUUUGUGGUAUACGCUGCGUUCCAAGUGUUUGUUGGCUAUCCGACAAGCUACCGCCGUUGAGCGCCUCGAGUGUCUGGCUGCGCUGGGCGAUGUUCUACCCGAUCAUCGAUUGUGUACCUCUUGCCGCUCAUUGCAUCUUCUGGACCCUAAAGACCUCCCUGUCACGGGCUACGAUAAGUUUCAUAAGCCAUGCCCAGCGCUGGAGACUACUUGGAGCCGUCACCGCUUGAUCCCUUACUACGCCAUAGCAUUUCGUCAUGUGCAGCUGGCAAUCAAGUAUACCCGUUUCAAAGAUAUCCAUCAAGACUACCGCGCGAGCAUCCUGCAAAGAUUCGUCAUUUCCAUUCCCCAAUUUGAUUCGAUGGGGCUGAUCUUUGGCGCGGAGCCAAUAAUCAUCUCUGGCAGAUUUAUCUUGAUGACAAUCUUUGUCUUCUACACGGCUAUGGAACCAAUAUCGUUUUCAACUCUUUCGCGAGCACAUUUCCAAAUCUGCCCGCAUCUCGGUGCUGGUGGGCCUCUCAUCCCCGAUAACCGUUUGCUUGCAGCGAUACGCUUUGCAUCCAAUGUCGCGGACGGCCAGCUUGGCUCACACCAAGAAGUACAUUCUUGCGAUCGAUGUCCAACCGAUUUUCGGAUAACAAUCAAAGACAGGCAGGCGACUCUUUAUGUCUGGCAGGACCUUGGAGCUGGAACCUCUCCCCUGGAUCCAUACUGGCGUAGUCAUAUCUGGGAUGAGGGGAACGGCCUGUUCAAGGGCACGAAAUUCAAAUAUGAGCAUGGAAGCAUCCGAGACUUAUUCAAAGACCUAUGGAUACAUGCAAGAUACAGCAUCGACAGCAUUAUCUGUGCCAGCGCAAACCCACCCCCCUCUCUCCCCACAGUUUUACCUCCACCUUCGGUAGCAUUCCCAUGUAUAUCCGCAAUACUUCGGCACAGGCCCUCCACUAUUCCAUGUGAGCUUGAGGCGAAGGGGCAAGAAGGGCGUGCGAGUCGAAGGAGACAAGUCGAGUGCUCGCGUUGGCUUCACCCCGAAAGGUUACUAGACCCCAGCACCACGAUGAGGUGCGAGCUUGCUGGAGGACCCCGAAGGGCCCCAGGUCUUUUGAACCAGCCCGACCUGGAGGGCUCCCUACGUCGCACGUCAGUCUCGUCUAGGAGGUCUCAGGGCCUCCGCCAGAUUCCCAAGCAGAUGGACGAGACGACGUUCCCGCGCUUCAAGCGCUUUGAUCCUCUCUGCUUGCCUUUGAACUACCUCCUCCAGCCGCGAGAGUCCCCAGACAACAACCGGGGGAGGAGGGUCGGUGGGGGUGGCUUUGGUCCGGGAAUUUAA
Messenger RNA from Letharia columbiana, 1491 nucleotides. RefSeq lists its product as uncharacterized. The transcript is spliced from 2 exons. The coding region runs from base 1 to 1491 and encodes 496 amino acids. The record is from RefSeq and is a predicted model, not a curated record. NCBI's taxonomy places the organism in Eukaryota, Fungi, Ascomycota, Lecanoromycetes, Lecanorales, Parmeliaceae.